AUGUCCUCGGAGUAUUCGUUCUGCAGUGAAGGGGGCUUCGACGAGCUCUCGAGCUCUUCUGAUUCCGGUUUCGACGUGAGCUUCGAGUCUCCUAAACACGAAGUACAAUCGGACUGUCUGUUCCCAGCAGUGAAAGAGGAAAAGCGGAAGAGGACACGGAACACCCGGUGCAAGAGUCCUACGCAGGUGCUCAGACUGAAAAGGAGCCGACGGAUAAAGGCGAACGACCGUGAGCGUCACAGGAUGCACACUCUGAACGACGCGUUGGAGCGUCUGCGGAUGGCCCUGCCUACGUUUCCGGAGGACACGAAGCUGACGAAAAUCGAGACGCUCAGGUUCGCCCAUAACUACAUCUGGGCGUUGUCGCAGACGCUUGGGAAUACGGAGACCGGCGAGAUAACAGUGAACGUCGGCAACGUGACCGUGAGCAUCAGUGAGAACGGGAACAUGAUCACAUCGUCGACCGGAAGCUGUGCGGUGGCCGCACAGAAACGUCUCGGCCCGCCGCAUCACCCACCGUUCCCUUAUCCCCAGGAGAGACUCGUGCCUGACUGGCAGGAAUACGAUUGUUACAGUGACCAGAGCGUCAGUCCUCCUAUGCAGUAUCAAGGCUGCUACGAUCAGAGGAUGUAUCAACAGUUGCCAGCUACUCAUCAUCACAUGGGACAUAAUAUGUAUCAGUGUCUUUAA
Ceratina calcarata is the source of this 690-nucleotide messenger RNA. It is a transcript of the gene tap, whose product is annotated as basic helix-loop-helix neural transcription factor TAP. Lineage: Eukaryota; Metazoa; Arthropoda; Insecta; Hymenoptera; Apidae. The record is from RefSeq and is a predicted model, not a curated record. Gene Ontology annotation, cellular component: nucleus. Gene Ontology annotation, molecular function: E-box binding; protein dimerization activity; DNA-binding transcription factor activity, RNA polymerase II-specific. Gene Ontology annotation, biological process: positive regulation of transcription by RNA polymerase II; axon development; sensory organ development. The transcript has 2 exons. The coding region runs from base 1 to 690 and encodes 229 amino acids.